Pocillopora meandrina is the source of this 860-nucleotide messenger RNA. Lineage: Eukaryota; Metazoa; Cnidaria; Anthozoa; Scleractinia; Pocilloporidae. The record is from the annotation of a GenBank genome assembly.
AUGCCACAAAAUGAACAACAGAGUGCUGAGCUGGUGGACUUAAUUACUUCACAUAAGGAAAGAUGCCUUUUUAGCAACACACUCAUGCCAGAUACAAGAAGAAUUUCCAUCAUUUGGCAGCUGAAUUUGACAGUAGUUUUAAAAUUAGCAAAAAUCAACCACGUAAAUUCAAUUGAAUUUUAUUUAAACUCACGCGAACACAGUAUAUUAGAGAGGGUUAUAAUUAUUACAGUAGUGUUACAAACAUCAAUAUAAAGAAUAUAGUACAGUAACCAAGCAUGAGUAAAUUAAGAAUCACCGUCAUGGUACCGAAAGAUGACAUGUGCAACAACAAGGAAACUCUGAAACAAAGGCUGUCUCACAAUUUUACUGAACACAAUAGUGUUGUUGCACCAUACAUAAAUGUUACAAAUAUUGUGAAACUGCUUCAUAGCAAACAACCUCUGAAAGAAACAUCUUGAUAUUAAAACAAAAAAUAACUGCUGAAUUCCUACAUCACUGAUGCUUUAUCAUGGAUACAGCAGAGUAACUUCUUUACUAGAAAAACACCAAUAAGAGUCAAAAUAGUAGACCCCACAAUCUGAUGACCUCCAAUGUCACAUUGUGUUCUCACUUGGGUAUAUAUGAGUAAUCUUGGAAAACAGACUCUUAAGAAGCUGCCUUGAGAUCGCACUAUCAACUCCUUCCAGAGAAACCUGGGAUCAAUCACUAGGAUUUCUUCAGCCAGCUCCAUUUAUCCUAUUCCAGAGUCGCAAGAACAUCACAAACAACUUCAGGAUAUAAGAGUAACCUGUAAGCCACCAGCAUGGAAACUUGAAAUGACCAAAAAAGGAGAACAAGAAUACAAAACAUGCUUAUAA